AUGUCAUCUUAUGCCAAGUUAGUCGAGAGUUUGAGUGACCAGAAGGUGCUAGAACUAUUUCCAGAAGUUAUUCCGCUAAGCAAGCGUCCAAAUUCUGCAUCAUCGUCGAGUUCUGCAGAGGAAACCGGUGACACGGUCUUCAAGGGCCACGACGAGGAACAAAUUCGUCUCAUGAGCGAGAACUGUAUAGUUCUGGACUGGAAUGACAAUGCUAUCGGAGCUGGUACAAAAAAACUGUGCCAUUUGAUGACCAACAUUGACCAAGGACUUUUACACCGUGCGUUCUCGGUAUUCGCAUUCAACGAGCGUGGGGAGCUUCUUUUGCAGCAACGUGCGUCAGAGAAGAUCACGUUCCCUGAUCUGUGGACUAACACAUGUUGUUCACAUCCUCUUUGCGUUGACGAUGAACUUGGAUUGAGUGGUAGCUUGGAAGACAAAGUCAAUGGUGCUCGUACAGCUGCUGUUCGCAAACUGGAGCAGGAAUUGGGUAUUCCAAUGGACGAGACCGUCGCCAAGGGAAAAUUUCACUUUUUGAAUAGAAUUCAUUACAUGGCCCCUAGCAACGGGCCUUGGGGUGAGCACGAAAUUGAUUACAUAUUCUUUUACCGUGUCACUCAGGGCGAGCAGCUGACAGUCGCUCCAAACCCAAAUGAAGUGCGUGAUUUCAAAUGGGUUACUGCAGACCAAUUGAAGCAAAUGUUCAAGGACCCUGCUUUAAAAUUCACUCCUUGGUUCAAACUUAUUUGCGAGAGUUACUUGUUCCAAUGGUGGGAGCAACUACAGGACUUGUCCCAAGUUGAAAAUGACUCUAAAAUUCACAGAAUGUUAUAG
Molecule: messenger RNA, 831 nt
Organism: Lachancea fermentati
Lineage: Eukaryota; Fungi; Ascomycota; Saccharomycetes; Saccharomycetales; Saccharomycetaceae
Source: the annotation of a GenBank genome assembly